Messenger RNA from Microtus ochrogaster (prairie vole), 1823 nucleotides. RefSeq names its product RAB, member of RAS oncogene family like 3 (gene Rabl3). NCBI's taxonomy places the organism in Eukaryota, Metazoa, Chordata, Mammalia, Rodentia, Cricetidae. The record is from RefSeq and is a predicted model, not a curated record.
GGGCGUUAACCUCAAGGAAAUCGUGGCAAGAUGGCGUCCCUGGAUCGAGUGAAGGUUCUGGUGUUGGGAGACUCAGGUGUUGGGAAAUCGUCACUCGUCCAUCUUCUAUGCCACAGUCAAGUGCUGGGAAAUCCGUCGUGGACUGUGGGCUGCUCAGUGGAUAUCAGAGUGCAUGACUACAAAGAAGGAACCCCAGAAGAGAAGACAUACUACAUAGAAUUGUGGGAUAUUGGAGGCUCUGUGGGCAGUGCCAGCAGCGUGAAAAGUACGAGAGCAGUGUUCUACAACUCUGUAAAUGGUAUUAUUUUAGUGCAUGACUUAACAAAUAAGAAGUCAUCUCAGAACUUAUAUCGUUGGUCAUUGGAAGUUCUCAAUAGAGAUUUGGUUCCAACUGGAGUCCUGGUGACAAAUGGGGAUUAUGACCGAGAACAAUUUGCUGAUAACCAAAUCCCACUGUUGGUAAUAGGGACCAAACUGGACCAGAUUCAUGAAACCAAGCGCCAUGAAGUUUUGACUAGGACUGCUUUCUUGGCUGAGGACUUCAAUGCUGAAGAGAUUAAUUUGGAUUGCACAAACCCACGGUCUUCAGCUGCAGGCUCCUCCAAUGCUGUCAAGCUCAGUAGAUUUUUUGAUAAGGUCAUAGAGAAGAGGUACUUUUUUAAAGAAAGCAAUCAGAUUCCCGGCUUUUCUGAUCGAAAGAGGUUUGGAGCAGGAGCAUUAAAGAACUUCCAUUAUGACUGAGCUGCACUAGCCUUUGGAAGAGUGAACGAGCGGUGGCAGUUGUCACAGCUUUCCUCCUGCUGUGUCAGGUUAUUAACUUCUCAGGCUCUGAAAAAACAUCUCAAAAUGCUACCUCACCCUCUCAUGGAAAAUUGAAAGAAAGCAACGAGUGAGGACCCUACUUGGCCCCUGUUGUCUGUGUUGCUCACCUCCCUGUCCCUGCUGAUAUCGUAUGGAAGAGCCUCGUGAAGACAUGAGACACUGUCGAGCCAGUGUGGCAAAUGGGCAGUGUCAAGGGCGGCACAGAAAACUGACUCUUGAAGGCGGAUCGAAUUAAUACAGGCCAAUUGGUAUAAGAUGACACCACUUUAAUAUAAAAAACACACUCACGCAACCAAAGUUCCCGCGGUGCCCAAAAACAGGAAACAGGAAGAAGGGGUCACCAGCGUCUGUGCACCCCAAUUUAUAUACAUUUGCCCGAGGCCAUCCCGCCCCCAAAGGGCGGGCUCUCUCUACAUCCUCUUGUCUGCGAUUUUUCCCACGCUCACUGCUGAAGGCUUAAUUAAGUUCUGGAGAAACCUAUCUGUGUUGUUCUACCUUCUUGAGGGGAAAGGUCAUGUUAACCAGCCCUGAGUUAUCCACCCCAAACCAUCUCUGUCAUUUUUAAAGAAGCCAAGUGGUGUUAUUUCCUUUUCUCCAGCCUCAUUCCACACAGGGAUGCCUAAGAAUAGCAACCCUGUCUCCUCCCUUCUCCCCUGGAAAAGGCUUGGUGUCUGGCAGAGACGGACUAAUAGCUGGAGUUAAAUAGAAACACAAAUUAAUAAUACAUGGAGACUAAACCAAAAGAAGGCCUCUGCGAGGCAUCAACAGCUCCUCCACACUUGAGAGUGCAGCUUUCGAAGGCGCUUUCUGCUCUCUGUCUGGAAAUCGGAUGAGAUCUCAGAGCAGCACAGGGGCAGGCAGAGAGAUUUACUGCCUCUUUGGUCUUUUCUUUCUGUUUGUUGUUGUCAUGGUUUCGGGUUUGGUUUUGGUUCUUAAAGGAAAUUCAGAUCCUGAAAUGCCCUUUAAUAUGAUGAACAAUAAACUAAGAAUAUUAUCCUUGA